AUGUCGGUGGUGCAAAUGGUGACAGCCGUUGACACGGUGACUGCAGUGGAGAAUGAAGACGUGGUUUUGCCCUGCUCCAUCCCCCCUGAGACCAGCAUCCCGAACCUGGAGCUGCGCUGGUUCCGGGAGAAGGGGGAUGAGUUGGUCUCGUUCUUCAAGGAUCAGAGGGAGGACCUGGAGUUGCCUGGAGACAGCUACAGGGGCAGAGCGCACCUGUUCACUGCUGAGCUGUUGGAUGGAAACGCCUCUCUCCACCUGAGCAGGGUCCAGACCUCCGAUGCCGACCUCUACACCUGCUCCGCGUUUGUGGGGCUGGCAUACGGUCAUGCAGAGGUGGAGCUGAGGGUUGAGGGCAGACAACCACUUAUUGAAGUUACAGAGGAGGACCGUUCCGAAUUGGAGCAAGAGGAUACCUCCCGCUCCCCAUCAUAUACUGAGACAGAACUGGAAGAAACAGUUUUACGGACUAAUCUGCAUUGGAUAGGUGCCAUUAUUGUGAUGUCCAUUGUCAUAACUCUCAUAAGUAUGAAGUUAAAAGGGAAAGCACCACAAGGACCAGACAAGACAGGGACACAUAAGGAGAGGAUUAUGCCAACAACUGUCUCCCAUCUACAGUCACAAAACCGAACUAAUGCAAGCUCAUCAGCACGGACAAGACAAGAGCAGGAACAAAAGCAAAAGGAUUCUGCAUCAUCCAGAGGCUGGUGGUAUUCCUUGACCAGCUUUCUUCACACAAACAGUCCGUCAACCCCCCAAAACAACACCCCCAUGCUCCAAGUGUCACCAAGGCUGGGAUCAGAUGGGAGUUUACCCCCAUCGGUCAGCACUGGACCUUCAUCACCCUCAGUGCCAGUGCGGGGAGCGGCCCAGCGGACACAGCUGCCACAUACCCAGAGAGGUCCCCGGCGCUUCACUUUCAUUGUUCUGAGCUCAUCCGCAAUCCAUGAAAUUCAAUAA
Megalops cyprinoides (Indo-Pacific tarpon) is the source of this 957-nucleotide messenger RNA. RefSeq names its product ICOS ligand-like. The record is from RefSeq and is a predicted model, not a curated record. The coding region runs from base 1 to 957 and encodes 318 amino acids. NCBI's taxonomy places the organism in Eukaryota, Metazoa, Chordata, Actinopteri, Elopiformes, Megalopidae. The transcript is spliced from 8 exons.